This is a messenger RNA of Aspergillus sclerotioniger CBS 115572, 6876 nucleotides long. RefSeq lists its product as uncharacterized. The record is from RefSeq and is a predicted model, not a curated record. The coding region runs from base 1 to 6876 and encodes 2291 amino acids. NCBI's taxonomy places the organism in Eukaryota, Fungi, Ascomycota, Eurotiomycetes, Eurotiales, Aspergillaceae. The transcript has 8 exons. Gene Ontology annotation, molecular function: ATP hydrolysis activity; protein binding.
AUGUCGAUGGCUUCGAACGAUGUACCGCGAGACGACCAUCCCCGGGAUGUGUCUACCACGCCAGCCGGCGUAGAGCACCCCGACGCGGGUUCCUCGGCCCACCUUCUCGUAUACCAGGCAGGCCAUGAUGCCAUGCAUGACAGCCACUCCGCCCCAAACGAUCAUCACUUGCAUUCAGAUAGCUACCUCCCGGAUUCUUCCCCGGGCAAUGGGCGGUCAAUGAGCCCCUAUCAUGAACGGACCACUUCGGAGGAUGAAAGUAGUUCCGCCAUCAUCGAUGAGCCCUCCACCCCCGAGGUAAUCCGCUCCAUCAGCCCCAUACAAUACAAGGACGAACGCGAGCAGCUGGCUGCAAGUGGCUCGUCACUCGUGACGUACUCUUCGCAAUAUGAGUUCCAUGAGACGGUCCUCGAUUCUCGAAAGGCGGAGGUCCUGAGCAGGGUGGGCUAUUUUGAGAGUAACCCUAGGCAUGGACAUGGGUCUAUUGGCAGAAAGACCGUCUCUCCUCCCUUCUCCCCCGCAAGGGAUCGUUCAAAGGGCAUCAACUCUCCAAUCGACAAUCUGAACUUUUCAGAUGCUCCAGGAUACGAGCCCGAACGUGUCAAAGAGAGCGAUACCGCCCCACCGCGGCGGUCUCCAAGCUGGAAGCCACGCCCUGAUGCUUUCCCCGCUGGGCGUCUGAGCAGUGGUGGGGAUAGGGCUUUCUACAACCUGGAGUCGCCCUCGACUGGUCAGGCCAGGCCUUUCCGACCGAGACGAGGAGCGCGGCCCGCAACGCCCCCCGCAAGAAUAAUCCCCCGUCAUGGGGGUCAUGGUAGUCAUGGUAGUCCAGGUGGGCUUGCAAGUCCGCCGGAGUGGACUGGAACUCCUCCCCAUGGAGGUGGAGGGAGAUUCAAUCUGGCGAGAUAUGUCCUGGGGAUGAAGCCUCGCUUUGCGACCGCAUUGCCGACGGGGCUGCCCACCAAAGUGACGACGCUGAGAGAGGUUCAGCGGAGGAUGGACGAUUUGCGACUCAAGCUCAUGCCGCACCGGGCCAGUCGGACGGAUUGGAUUCUGCAUCGCGCCGACGGACUGGCGGAGGAUAUCGAUGCUUUCAUGUCGGCCCUUCGACCGGCGGAUCCUGCAGUGGCCGACUGCUCCAAUCUGGUGAUGGCCUCUUUCUUGCAUCUCAUCCAGCUCAUCUCGGUCUCCAAGCGGUCCAAGUGGGCCAACUCGGUGGUUUUGGAGCAGGCAUUCACCGUCCUGGAUCAGAUGGCGGUGAUCCUGUACCAUUUCACUCAGCACUUGGGGGUCCCCACCGCAGAAACCUCUCAUAUCGCCAUCCUCGCUCUGGUCGAGGUGAUCAACUUCAACUGGGACAUUUUGCAAGCGGUCCAGAACGAGCCAGUGUCCUCGGCGAGUAUCGCAUUCAGGCUACGGUUCAGAACACACCUCAAGCAACUCGUGGAACUGGAGGAACGGUUCUCUGUCCAAGUCUGGCGAGUUGCUAUCGAGCGCUCUUCGAUGGACUCCCUUAGGGAUACGGAUGGGGCUAAGGAUCGGACUGCAGCCCACAAAACCGGGAUAGAGACCAUUCGAAAAUGGCUGUCGAACGGGGCGACGACUGAUCGGCCGAUCAAAUUCCACGCCUUCUCUGCUACGACUGAUGCAGACACCGAGUUGCCCCUCAAGUGGUUGUCCGACCUAACCACCAGGUUCUGGCAAAGCCACAAGUCCAUGCUGUUCAUCAUCGGGGAGGCGGGGACGGGCAAAAGUGCCUGUGUCAGGUCAAUCUUGGAUCGGUCAAAAAGUCGUUAUUCGCGCAGAGCAAAGGUCCUCUACUUCAGCGUUGAUCCAUCCCUCGAAGGCUGUCGGACUUCAACCGACCUUGUCAAAAGUCUCCUCCUUCAAUUAUUCGAACAGACAAUCGGGGAUGCUGCUUUCCUGCAAUCCUUCCGUGAUGUGUACGGCAAUGAGGGCGAUGAAGAUGAGCGCCGCCUGUGGUCCAUCUUACAGCAGCAGGCAGCUUCGUUGAGUGCCAAGUAUUCUGGCGAGGAACUGCUGCUGGUCAUCGACGGACUGGACAAGAUUAAGGGAGACAAGACCCAAGUGUGCGUGUGGCUUCAUGAGGUGGUCAAGCAGUCUCUGCGGCAUCGCUGCAUCUUCCUCUCUCGGCCGCUCUUCGAUGGGAACUACGGAGCCGACAGCCUCCAUUUCGAGAUCGAUUCCCGGGUGCUCGAAGAGGAUACUCGCUUCUUGGUGAGGACACGGGUCCAGCAAAUUGGCUUUUUGAAGAGAAACGAGAGGGCAGCCCGGUUCGUGGGGGAGCGAGCUCUUCAACGCCCGGUGGACUCGCUGCUUAGGGCCCAUCUGCUGGUGGCCCUGAUCGAGCUGCAGGAAAGCUACCGGGAAUCCACUCUCGUUCUGCAGUCGAUCCCAACCGCGCUCCCAGACUUCAUUGAUUUCAUGAUCCUGCAGGUCAAAUUCGAUGACCCACAAGUGAAGCAUCUGCUGUCAUGGCUGCUGGUGGCUGAGCGUGCCAUGACACUGAGGGAGAUCGAAAUCAUGAUUGACCCACACUUUGCCGUUGGGUCCCUGGGCUCCAAUGCCACUCAGUUCUUCCGGAAAUCUUGCGCAUCUUUGAUCGAUAUUCGGCAAGGUUUCGUUCAAUUUGUUCAUCCCCUGAUCAAGGAACGCUUGGUCCGGCUGGGUCACGAAUCAACCAUUUCAUUGAGCCCUGGGGCGGCUCACCGAGUCGUCCUCUGGCGCUGCUUGGAAUAUAUCCAACAUCGCUUGCCCGAUGCUGGCCCGAGCAGGUUGACGCUAGAAGAAUCAGGUUCCUUGGGCAACCAGAUCUUGGCUCGUGUUGCAAAGGAUCCCCUUCUCGAAUACUCAAUCCUUCAUUAUAUCAAACACUAUGAAGAGAGUCAACCAGAUAGCAUUUCUGAAUUCCGGAAGGUGUAUCUCGACUCCCCCCUGCUGGCACAGCUGGAGCACCAUUACUGGAAGUUACACACCAGCGAUGCUCUGGAGCACAAGCAUCUUCAGGCUCUCGAUUUCCGUAAGGCAGUUCAUGGUGGGCGCAGUGUCUCGGUUGUGCAGACGCUGAUCACUUUGUCAAUGUUGUCCAACGCAUCUGGACGUCGAGCAAAAGCCGUGACUUACCUCGGUGAAGCGUGGUGUCUAGCGUCCAGGUUACCGGACCAGGAUAAACCUCUCUGCCGGGAACUGGCCAUGGAGUACAGCAAUCUUUGCAUUUCUGAAACGACGUCCGGGUUACAGGUGGGCGUGGACAUGCUCUGCGAAGAACUAUACGAAUUCCUCUGGGACCUCGAACAAGAAAUGGGCACCCAAUUGAGUGAGCGUGCACUAUCGCAGGUGGAGAUACUCCUCCAAAUCUACCAGCACAGGAACAAGCGAGAACAGAUGGCGGGAUUGCAGCGUCAGCUGUAUGAAAGGGCGACUGUAACAUUUGGUAGGUCUGAUAUCCGGACCUUAGACUACGCAAAUCGUUUCGCCGAGGUUCUGUUCACUCUCAAUUGCCAUCACGAGGUAGGCAAUCUAUGUGAAGAGCUCCUCAUUGAAAUGCGCGAUGAGAUUGAGGUCUGGGACCAUCGUCACCUUCGGAUUCUCUUCCACCUCGUCGAGUCGUAUGAUAGCCAGGGACAGCAACUCCAGGCCGAAACCGAACUACGCAGCGCAUGGCAGACGCUCUAUCGCGCCACCGUUGAUAGGACGAGUCCGGAUGCCCGUCUGGCAUUUAUCCAAGUGACUUUGCGACUGGGAAAACUCUUGAUCACCUCUUUUAAUUACCUCGAAGCCAGUGAGAUUGCCAUCAAGCUCUGGGCGGCCCUCGAAGAAGACACAUUUCCAAUGGACGAGACCACUCGCCGGGAGCUCCUGGCGUUGAGCGACUACUACAUCCAGGCUGGCAUUUAUGAACCGGUCAUCCCUGUCCUCGUGGAGUUAAGAUCUAUCUACCCCGAUGGUCUGAGCAUCAAUACUUACGUUGAGGCUGUCCGAAUCAGCAUCCUCUUGUCGAAGUGCUAUCGACACCAUCCCCACCGUGGCGAUGGAACGGAAUUCCUUGUCGAGCUUGUUGAGGCCCUCCUCCUCAUGGAUAUUGUCAACGAGCACUGCAUUGAUGUGGUCGCCGAGCUAGUUGAUCACUAUAAAGAACGGCGUGACUGGCACGGUGCAGCUCCCAUCUGCUACAAGGUGCUCGAGCGCGUCUGGCCCGAGCUAUGCCAAUGGGAAGAUUACGAUCCCACCAUUCCUGAGGUGCUAACGGAGAGUGGCUUGAGAAUGGGUCUGGUGUACGCCAGACUGGUUGUCAGUCAGAGCUCCAAGGAUGAGGCAGCCGGCGUGCUACGCUUCGUCUUCACCUCAUUCCGCGACUCGGAUCGAGUAGGUGAUAUGUAUGUCUUCGAAGCCGCAGACCUGUACUCCGAGGUUCUACGAGAUGCCGGACACAUGUCUGAGGCGAUCGAUGUUUUGCAGUCGCUUCACACCCAAUUCCCCGAGCCCUAUGGUGCCCACCAUGACCAAUACAGCCAAAUUGCCGAAAAGCUGGUGGAUCUGUACCAGAUGACCGACAUCCAAAACGUGUCCGAAGACAUUUUGUUGAACAUUGUUGAAAGCUUCGGGCACGGUGAGGGCCUGUGCCAGUCAACAUGCUUCAACGCCGUGCUGGUUUUGAUCCAAUUGUACGAAGCGAAGGACCGACCCAGCGAGAUGCGCACCUGGUAUGAGCGACUGUGGGGGGCCAUGAUGCUGCACCGCGGCGCCGGCGAUAUCACCGAUGAUCAAAUGUUCGGGGUUCUGCAGAAGUACUCGAGCUUGUUGCUGUUGCACAAUCAGCAUGCAGAGGCCAUCCAGAUCACGCGAGAGCUGCGCACGCUCGUGUCGCGCGAUAGCAUCUGGCUCACCCAAGUCGACUACGAACUGGCCCUGCUCCUCGAAGGGGAUCAGCAAUACCGCGAGGCCGUGGAUCUCUACGAAGGGAUUUGCCAGAGUGACAUGGAGAUGUCGGAGGACCAGCAUCAGAUUCCGCCCUUUGUAACUGAGGCCACCGAGCGGUUGUCGCGCCUUUACGCCCAGCAUGCCAGCCUGGCCGGUAGGGCUGAGGAGAUGCUGCGUCGUGCAUGGCAAACAGCUCUGCGCAGCAGAGGAUGCUCCGAUGACCACACUGUCGCUUGUUUCCACCGGUUGAUGGACUUUUACGGCCAAGAGAGCAGUCGCACCGGCCGCGCAUGGGCCCAAAUGGAAGAGUUUAUCGUCCAGAUCAUGAUCGAGGAACUCAAUGAGGAACGUCUCUACGACUGGGCCUGGACUUUUUCCAAACUCUAUCAACAGUUCGGCGACGUCAACACUGGAUUGCAACUCCUGCACGACUUGCGUGCCGAGCGCGCAUUCCUGAUGUACCGGACCGAAGUCCCAGUCCCACGCAUCGGCGAAGCCAGACUCUUGCUGGUGGAUCGUCGAUCAUUCAUCCUGGUCAAUACCCUAGAAGCCCUCUUGAUGGGUCGACCCCAAGCCCCCGUGCUCGCGGAGAUCAUCCAGGAAGUUCUGACCGAGAGCGCCCUCUAUGAGGUGUGGGCCAAUAUCAAGCGCGUGAAAAGCUCUCUGCAGACUGGCCUCACUGUCAGUUCUCGACUCAUUUUCCUUCUCCAAGAGCGGGGGCGUAAAUACGAGGCGGGUGCACUGCUUCAAGAGGCAUGGGCGAUGUUCCAAUUGCACACCCAGCAAGAUCUGUCACAGUCUGGAGUCGUCUGGGCAUUCUUCAAUGACUGUCUCCACGAACUCCACAAGCGCCAACCCACCAUUUCUCUUGUCACCUCCCUGGUCAACGCUUGUAUCGAGCUGAAGCGCACACAAUACUUUGCAGGCUGUUUCACACUCGCCAAAUGGGCCCACGAAUACUUGACGCGCGAUGUUUGGGGCUCCCAGACCAAGGAGAUCACCCGGCUGGGCUUCAGACUCGUCCAGGCAAUCCGCUCAGACGAAUCGGCCUCCCCGAUUACGAUUCCAGGGGAUCUCCAAGAGCUCACGGAAGAGCUCAUCAUCGGACUCGUCUACCACGGCCGCAGAGACUGGAUUGACGUUACCGGGCUCUCGUUGGGGGAAGUCAACAUUGUGAUACAAUUCCUCAGCGACAAGAACGACAUCGACUGCCUCGAGCAAAUCUUCCAAUCCCUCUGGAAUGCGCGCAUCCUGCUCGACAACUGGCACCUGAACACUACCGUCUCCAUCGGGCUGCGUUUAUGUGAGGUCAAGUUCGCGCGCGGCCAGUGCAGUGAAGCCCACGACCUCAUCGACGACAUGCUCUACAACCUGCACGACGUGUACGAUGAGUGGGAUGAGUUGCACCCGCUCAUCAUCCGCUGCGAGAACCUGCGCGCCAGGUUUCACAACCGCCAGGGCCAGCAUAGCCUCGCCCUGACAGUACAUCACGACCUCCUGGCGCAGGCAGUGGACAGACACCUCUCCCAUGGGCCCGAGGACAGCCAUGAGGAGCAGGCCUUGACCACUUCGGAAGCGUGGAACGACAUCAUGCUGGAUCAGGUGCGCUCUCUCAAGGCUACAUAUGAGCUAAACGAGGGCUGGGAUCUUCACGGCGCCGAGCACUACCUGAAUACUCUGGAGGAGGCAUUCAAUCUGGCGGCCGGCUCGGCGGCAUGGGAACACUGGCAGACGCUGGAGGAACCGUCCACGUGGCAGCCAGUGUGCCCUAUCCCGAAGGCAAGUCGAGGAGAAUCGGAUACUACCGGUCUGAAGGCCGGAGACGUACACGGGCUGUGGGUGGUGCCUCAGGAUUGGACGAUUCCGGAGGAUGAGGCGGAAGAGUCAGCCCCAGACCCUACCGUGGAUUAUGGAGACCGGUCAUGGCAACUAUAG